This is a messenger RNA of Scylla paramamosain (green mud crab), 1029 nucleotides long. RefSeq lists its product as uncharacterized. The transcript is spliced from 6 exons. The coding region runs from base 52 to 939 and encodes 295 amino acids. Lineage: Eukaryota; Metazoa; Arthropoda; Malacostraca; Decapoda; Portunidae. The record is from RefSeq and is a predicted model, not a curated record.
AGACUGUGACUUCAGUACCAGCUGUUCACAUUGUGGCAGCCAUCUUAAUUUAUGAGAAUGAGGGUGGCAACAUUUGUCUCGGUGCUGCUGGUCACCGCUGACAUCCUUCCAUCAGCUGCACAAACGCCAUUCAAAAAAUCAGUUGGCAAAAACGAAACGCUAUGGAAGGCAAAGGGAAUGCUGGGCCAGGUGCUGGAGGAGGCAGUCCUCGUGCACUGCUCGACUGUUGUCAUUGGUGACGGAACAACUUCCUCCCAUUCCUUUCGUCGAGUACUCCGAUCAGAGAGCCACGCGACAAGCGGGUCGGUACUGUUUGAAGUGGCAAUUGACGCUGGAAACGUCACUCGGCUGCUCUUGCCUCGUGUGGUGGCCCAAGCUCGACGCGUGCGCUUCCUCUCCAAGUGCGUGACGGUGGUGGUUGUGAGCGACGAUCCCGUCUUCCUCGCUGCCUUCGCGGAGGAGUCAGACAGGGGUCGCCUGAUGAUAUGGGAGACGAAAUUGUUAGUGGUCACCAGGCUGGACAUGCUAAGAGUGGAGGAUCUGCUUCAGGAUUAUUGGACCUUCUCUAUGAUGAACACCAUGUUCCUCACUCCGAAGUACUGGGAAAAAGAGAGGUGGCAGGUGCUUUCGUACUUGCCCUACACCCCGGAAGGAUCACAAAUCAUAAGCGUUGCCAAGGAAAACUCUAUGGACGACUUGGCGAUCGCCGAGGGUUACACGCUCUUCCCUGAAAAAUACAAAAAUUUCCAUAGAAUGCCAGUCAACAUGAGCGUGUACCCCAUCCCGCCCCACUGGAACCAGAUUUACCGAUUAGGACCAGAUGGAAGCCGCGUCACAGUUGUAACGGGGCGAGAUUACUUGAUCGCAAAGGCUGUCUCUGAUGUCCUAAACUUCUCUAUGGAUCUUCUUCCUUACGAAGGCUGGGAUCGUGUGAGUUGAGACUACUUAACGAAAGCAAAUGACGUUACAGUAACAAGACUUCACAAGUUUGCCUUUAACUUGACACGUGUUUGCCUUUAACUUGAAUGU